UUGCCGAGAUGACCCUUGUAUUGUAUAUUCUCCACACCUCAAAAUAAAAAUUAAUUUAAGAUUUGUUUCAAACAGGUCUCCCGAUUUAAAGACGGUGCUUGAAAGUUUAGAACAAGGUGUUCAGAGAGGGUCAGCCCCCAUCCACAACUGCAUAAAUGUGUGCCGCGAGUUCCUACUGGAAGGUUCUUUUAGAGCUUUUCGAAGAGCACACUUCAAUCCCCUUCAUCAUUUAAAUAUAAUGUUUGUUGAUGGCGAGGGACAGAGUGAGGGGGCUGUGGACGACGGUGGUCCCAGCCGCGAAUUCCUGCGACUCCUAGUUGCAGCACUACGAGAUAGCCGCUACUUUGAAGGGCCAGAGGGCAGCAAAAAUCUGUCACUGGUACACCGGGGCGUAGAGUUUGGUGACUAUAAAAUCAUUGGCCAAAUGCUGUCCCUGGCCCUUCUCCAAGGAGGAGUACGGCCCUCUUUUUUAUCUCAAAGGCUGUAUACGCAGCUAUGUCGGCAACAAACAGGCCCAGUCUCAUUGGAGGAGGUUGGCGAUUGGGAACUGCGUCAGCACCUUGAUAAAAUAAAGGCUGCAGAAACCUUUGAUGAAGCCCAGCGUGCUGUUGGGGAAGCCUGGCCGGCACUAUGUACCCUGGGCUGUGCAAUGUCUCUCCUAAACAUGGAGAGCCGGCAGGCUCUUAUUGAGGAGGCAGCAAGGGCCCAUGUUGAGGGGCGCGUUAAACCUGCACUGGACCAGCUCAUUGAGGGAUUGGAUUGCCUCAAGGUCGCUGAGGCAAUGAGGGCCCACCCUGACAUCCUUCGCCCCAUCUUUGUUUCUGGACAUGCCCAGCUCACAGUCCAGAGCAUGAUGACCCUUUUUGAGACAGUCUUCUCUCCACCUGGCAGCAAUGCCCGGAGAAGGGAAAAUCUGACACUCACCUUUUGGAGGGACUGGCUUAUUGAAGUUGGCGAUGGUACAAGAGCAGUCACUCUUCAAAAAAUAUUGAUUUUUGUUUCUGGAGUGGAACAAAUCCCUCCACUUGGCUUCCCCCACAAGCCUCAAAUUGAGUUUCUACACACCCCUCUCGAAGAUGGUUCCCGGCGGCGCUAUCCGGAAGCCAACACGUGCAGCGUUAUUUUGAGGCUUCCGAUUCAUGAGACGUUUGACGACUUUGUAGAUUACAUGGAGUCAAGCAUUUUGCAGUCUCCAACUUUUGGUUUUGUUUAG
This is a messenger RNA of Fundulus heteroclitus (mummichog), 1213 nucleotides long. RefSeq names its product G2/M phase-specific E3 ubiquitin-protein ligase-like. Bases 239 to 1213 code for a protein of 324 amino acids. Lineage: Eukaryota; Metazoa; Chordata; Actinopteri; Cyprinodontiformes; Fundulidae. Gene Ontology annotation, cellular component: nucleus. The transcript is spliced from 5 exons. The record is from RefSeq and is a predicted model, not a curated record. Gene Ontology annotation, molecular function: ubiquitin-protein transferase activity.